AUGUCCACUGGUGAACCAGAUUCAGCUGGUUCCCAUGGCAUAGGACGUGCAGCAGCACUAGGCGGGGGCUCCUCGACCACUUCCUCAACCACCUCGUCGCUGCCCGUGAUGGAGCCCCCAGCGAGUAUCAUAAUGAAAGCAAAGGAUGAGCCUGAUUGUGAUACGGAACGAAACGUAGACUCCAGUAUGGACAGCAGCGCACUAGCGACCUGUCUGUCGACGACGAUAUCGGCCCUACGGGCCAGUCGCAAUGUCAGCAACAACGAUGCACACCGCGGAAACAGUAUUGAUGACAACCUAUCGGACAACUCGGAAUCAACGACGCCGAGUUCAGCGGCCGCGCAGCUUCUCGAAAGCCUGAAAAACAACCUAAACAACAACAACAACUCUAGUGCAAUUAACAACAACAAUCCACUGCAUGCAAACAAUAAUAAUAACAACAACAAUAACAACGGAAACCGAAAACUAUUCGAAUGCGAUGUGUGCAAUAUGAAGUUCUCGAAUGGAGCCAACAUGCGACGGCACAAGAUGCGACACACUGGCGUUAAGCCGUACGAAUGUCGCGUCUGCCAGAAACGGUUCUUCCGCAAGGAUCAUCUAGCGGAACACUUUACUACGCACACCAAAACACUGCCCUAUCAUUGCCCAAUUUGCAAUCGAGGUUUCCAGCGACAGAUAGCAAUGCGUGCACAUUUCCAAAACGAACACGUGGGUCAGCAUGAUCUGGUGAAAACAUGCCCGUUGUGUAGCUACAGAGCCGGAACAAUGAAAUCUCUGAGGGUGCACUUCUUCAACCGACACGGAAUAGACCUGGAUAACCCAGGACCGGGCACACCAUCGUCUCUGCUAUUAGCACUGGAUCAACACAAUCCCGCUAACCUACUUCCGGCUUUGGCCGCUAUGAAUGCUGUCAAUGCGUUCAGCGAUUCGGGUGAUUCGAUGCGCUCCGUGGACAACGCCACACCUCCGAUGCACUUCCUGACACCCCACGUUGAAAUAUCGAUGGCAGACAACAACGAAGUAGCCCUGAACUGCAGUCGAGAUGGUCCAAAUGGGACUAGUAGUAGUACCAAUGGCCCAGGCAGCGGCGGAAACAAUGACCGGAACACACCGACCCCAUCGAUAUCGUCGGCACUGGACAUACAGGCGAUAGUGCGGCCACCGAAUGGUGGCUCCCCCUCGUCGCCACACUCCGCCGACUCCAACGCACCCUCCAGUUCCCACUCGUCCUCCAUGCUUCCAUCUCUAGUACAAAGCUCAAGGCAUAUUAUUUUUGAUAACUCUAUUACACCGUCAAUCAGUUUAAUUCCCAUCAAACAGGAACCAACAACAAAUGAUGAGUACAAUGAAACCAAACCACGGAGCAACAGCAGUGCGGAGAACCCGACGUCCAACAUAAGCAACUCGAGUGACAGCGUGACACCGUCCUCCAGUCUGACGUCGCUGAUUAAGGUAUCCCCUCUGAAGUCGCUCCUACGCGAAGAUCUCAAACGGCGAAUCUCGGCUCGGGCCACAAGUCGUGCCAGCCGCAACGGGCUGCUGACUUCGCCGAAUGCGGCCGGCGGCAGCCCUACGCCAAACAGUAGCAAUGCUACCUCCUCGCCGGCACCGGAGUGCGGUACCUCGUCCAGCAGCUCCAGCUCCAGCAGCAGCAGUAGCAGCAGUGGAAUCGGAACCAGCAUCAACGGGACGUCGAGCAGCAGCAGCAUCAGCAGCAACGCUACGGCCGUGGCCGUCGCAACUACCUCAAACGGUACCAUCACGUCGACGGGGCCGGAAACGGACAUGCUCCUGUCCGGUGGGCCUAAAUCGAAGCGGCAUCUGCAGUGUCUCUUCUGCGGAAUCGAAUUUCCCGACCAGACUCUAUACUUCCUCCACAAGGGCUGCCACAGCGAGAGCAAUCCGUGGAAAUGCAACAUUUGCGGUGAACAAAUGAGCAACGUGUACGAGUUUAACUCGCAUCUGCUCAGUAAAAGUCAUCAAUGA
Molecule: messenger RNA, 1986 nt
Organism: Sabethes cyaneus
Lineage: Eukaryota; Metazoa; Arthropoda; Insecta; Diptera; Culicidae
Product: ikaros family zinc finger protein-like
Exons: 3
Coding region: 1-1986 (661 amino acids)
Biological process (GO): regulation of transcription by RNA polymerase II
Molecular function (GO): DNA-binding transcription factor activity; RNA polymerase II cis-regulatory region sequence-specific DNA binding
Source: RefSeq, a predicted model, not a curated record